This is a messenger RNA of Caenorhabditis briggsae, 1158 nucleotides long. The coding region runs from base 1 to 1158 and encodes 385 amino acids. The record is from RefSeq and is a predicted model, not a curated record. The transcript is spliced from 3 exons. Lineage: Eukaryota; Metazoa; Nematoda; Chromadorea; Rhabditida; Rhabditidae.
AUGCGUCUCCUUGCUACUCUCCUUCUUCUUGCCACCACCACCCAUGCCUCAGUGCUCGAUGCAUUCCGCGCCAACGGAAUCGAGUUUGAGGUCUAUGGCGAAGGACGUCUGAUUCCGGAGAAACAAAACUGCGUUCCAUAUACUCUGGAUCUCAACGAAUUCAUCAAUUCCUUCAACACCAACAACAUGAACGAGUAUAGCCGUGAUCUUCUCCAAAAACGAAUUUUCACCUCGUUCGACGCCAUCUGCCGCAAGUUUCAUAUCCAGGUGACCAGCAAGCCGCCAGUCUACAAUUUGACCGAGGAUAGAACCCAAAUGAGAUAUUUGGACUAUUUCGACUAUAACUGGAACUCGUUGCGAUUCGAGAGAGACUUGAAGUCGUUGUUCUUGGAGCACAAAAUCAACAAUCCGUUCCUUGACACUGUAUCCCAGGAGGCCAUCAAGCGAGCUGGAGCCACCGAUGUGUUGGAUUUCUCUCAAAAGACUACGGUAUUCCCAAAGAUGUGCAAUGUUAAGCAGAUGACUGUGGACACGAUGAUUUGCUUCAACAUUUCCGAUAUUCCACAGUCUGGAACUAUUUAUGCCCUCGCCCACGGAGGAGAAUUCUUGCACAACGAGGAGGUCUACGCCUACUACGACAUUCCACAUUUCGCCCUCAUCACUCAACAAGCCGUCAUUCCGAUCGAGUUGGAGAAGUGCAAAGUUUUGUUCGGCACCUACAUCUACUGCUUCGAAGAGUUCGACACCCAAUGCGACGUUCGCACCCUCUCCGACUGCCCAAUCUACGCCUACAAGACCGACGACGACUUUGUGUUCCGCAGAAACUUUGGCAUCGGAUACAUCUACGCGACCACCGAGUCCGAAGUGGACCUCUACCAAAACGGAACCCGUCAAGUCGUCCCAGGUCGUGUCUUCGUUCUCAGAACCAACUACGAGACCCCAGAGAAUGGAGUGCCAGUGAUAAUCCCAGAGAUGACUCCACAUCAGGAAUCCGAGAAGAGCCUAUUCGCCGAGCUGUUGCCAGAGUCCCAGAAAAUCCUCAAGUCUGGAACACCGACUCGUUUGUACACAACACAAAGACGUGGCGUCAACUUCCUCAGCCAUAAGCAUUUUGACCAAGGUGCCUGGGAAACGGUCCGCGACUUCUUUGGAUUCUAA